GUUGGAAAGCCCCUCUGUAGAGUCAUAGUUCACACUUGCACUUCUUUUCCAUAGUUAAAGGGAGGAUUUCAGGAAAAAGAAGAAUCUACGAAUUAGUUAGCUACACAAACGAAACAUACCACCUUAUGUCAUUCUAGGUACUCGGGGCAUACCGCAGUUCGCCAGGGAUCCUCUUCUCAUGCAAAAUCUUCUUAGUCUAUCCCUCUGCACCGAAUAGGGACAGACAAAGCUAUUGUUCACCAUAUAUUGGUCCAGCACGUUGACUUAAAUGGUCCGAAUGCAAGAACGGGAAAUAAGUCUGUUGAUGCACUAUCUCGACGAUGUGUUUCCGCUUCAGUUUCCGUUUCCUGAAACAGCCCACCUCGGAAAGAGAGAAUGGUUGCUGACCAUCCUGAGCUCAACCAAGGCUGUGUACUAUGCUACGUUGAGUCUCAGCUUGCUCCAUAAAGAGGCAUGUCUAGAUACCAGCGAGAUAGAAGAAGGAUUAAUAUGGCGGGAAGAGAAAACACGAUACUAUAUACUGGCGCUGCGAGAAUCACAACAGUUACUGCAAGGGUUAAGAUCCAACACUGGCAAGGACAGCCUUAAGGGACACAUCAAUGCCCUGGCCAACACCGUGCAGUUGAUCAGUUUUGAGUCAUCAUGCCUCAGCAAGGGAGAUUGGCAGAUUCAUCUACGAGCCGGGACAUCGUUAAUACCUGCACUGAUUGAGAGUUGGAAGAUGAUCGUGAGAUCUCACAAACCCACGUCUUCCGUCUGGAGUCGUCUGGAUGCCUCGGACUUUUGUACGAUAGCCAACGGCGACCCCCUUUCUUUCGAAUGUAUUGGCUCUCUAAGAUUCUUCACGAAUAUGCUGGCGGCAUUUGGGGUUCUUUCCUGCGUCUCUCUGGGCCCGAUGGCCCCUUUCAUGGACUACCGAUAUCUUAUGGAUAACCAUGCGGGCCUGAUCCAAAUGGACCAGAUCAUUGGUUGCAAGAAUUGGGUAAUGUCCACGAUCUUGGACGUUGGAAUCUUGGACCAAUGGAAAAGAGAGGAGCUGUCACACUUCAGACUCAGUAUGAAAGAACUCACACGACGGGCGACAUCCAUCGAGAUGGUUUUAGAGAGCGGGAUCAAGGAGGCAAGGAGCGGCGGGGUCGUAGAUAUCGUGACGAGCAUCUAUGCGACCUCGGCGCUUACAUAUCUCCACUCGGUAGUAUCAGGCCUGAAUCCGUACCUGUCAGAAGUCCAGGAUAGCGUGUCUCGGACUAUUACUCUGUUAAAGCAACUCCCUGAUUCGCGGGUCGUCUCCAGUCUAGUUUGGCCCUUGUGUAUUACCGGUUGCAUGGCUUCUCCCGACCACGAAGCAUUCUUUACCGGCAUUAUUCACGCUUCGGGACUCACUCAGCCGGCCUUGCGGAAUGGCUGGUAUGUCCUGGAAAUCAUGGAAAAUGCGUGGAAAAUCAGGGACCUCAUGACCCAGCCAUCCGCGAUCACUUGGGAGGACAUGAUCAAUGGUCAUAACCCGCCCACCCUCCUCAUAUAACGCACACGCUUUAAUGUUUACCUGCAACCUGCACACUACCCAAUUAAAGGAAGUGCUCUCUGUGGCCUUUUCGUUAACGAAUCGAUGCAAGUUUUAACGGCUCCGGUGUUAAGGUGUACCAUGGAUGAAACACAACGCUUGUCCUUCUUCACCAUGAAUGAAUGGUCUUCGCCUGCUGCUCUCUUUAUCCCAUGUAUUUCAUCACCCUUAUGAGUUUAGAUGGAUGUAUAUAACUGAAAGACACAUCCGUAUAUCCAGAAUUUCAAUAAUUGACGCGAUUUUCGAACUGUAGAUGUCCUAGGGAAGGAGGCGGAGCAUGACAACAU
This is a messenger RNA of Aspergillus alliaceus, 1851 nucleotides long. RefSeq names its product fungal specific transcription factor domain-containing protein. Gene Ontology annotation, cellular component: nucleus. NCBI's taxonomy places the organism in Eukaryota, Fungi, Ascomycota, Eurotiomycetes, Eurotiales, Aspergillaceae. The transcript is spliced from 2 exons. The record is from RefSeq and is a predicted model, not a curated record. Gene Ontology annotation, biological process: positive regulation of transcription by RNA polymerase II. Bases 269 to 1525 code for a protein of 418 amino acids. Gene Ontology annotation, molecular function: DNA-binding transcription factor activity; transcription cis-regulatory region binding.